Sander lucioperca (pikeperch) is the source of this 1713-nucleotide messenger RNA. RefSeq names its product prolylcarboxypeptidase (angiotensinase C). Gene Ontology annotation, molecular function: dipeptidyl-peptidase activity; serine-type exopeptidase activity. The record is from RefSeq and is a predicted model, not a curated record. Lineage: Eukaryota; Metazoa; Chordata; Actinopteri; Perciformes; Percidae. Gene Ontology annotation, biological process: proteolysis; negative regulation of systemic arterial blood pressure; regulation of blood vessel endothelial cell migration. Bases 95 to 1609 code for a protein of 504 amino acids. The transcript is spliced from 9 exons.
GUUCUGCCCAGUGCGAGCGGCGAGUAGGAUGCGACCUCGUCGUAUCAUGUGCUGAAGAUCGAUCUGUUGUGAGCUGUGUUUACUGUUAGCAGCGAUGAAGGCUGGAGUGAGGAUGACGCAGGUUCUGGACAGAGCUGCAGCUACCUGCCUCCUAACGCUGUGUCUCGGCUGUUUACAUGUAGUCGCCCUCAAACCACAACUUCUCAGCAGGCUCGGUGGCUCACCUUACUCCGCUGAGACCGCCAUCAGCUAUGAAACAUUUUAUUUUGACCAGAAGAUCGAUCAUUUUGGUUUCCUAGAGGAUGGCACCUUCAAACAGAGAUACCUUGUGGCUGACCAACACUGGCAGCAGCCUGGAGGACCUAUUUUGUUCUACACUGGCAACGAAGGCGACAUCACCUGGUUCUGCAACAAUACUGGCUUCAUGUGGGAUAUUGCGGAGGAGUUGGGCGCCAUGCUGGUUUUUGCAGAACAUCGUUACUAUGGAGAGUCUCUGCCAUUUGGACAAGACUCUUACAGUGACAGCAAACACCUGAACUACCUGAGCUCAGAGCAGGCCCUGGCAGAUUUUGCAGUGCUGAUUCAGAACCUGAAGAGUUCUUCACCUGGAGCUCGGCAGAGCCCUGUCAUCGCUGUCGGAGGUUCCUAUGGAGGGAUGCUCGCCGCCUGGUUCAGGAUGAAAUACCCCAAUAUAGUUGUUGGAGCCCUGGCAGCCUCCGCACCAAUUUGGCAGUUCCCUGAUAUGGUGCCAUGUGGAGACUUCUACAAAAUAGUCACACAGGACUUUGCCAAGAGUGGGAAUAACUGUGAUGCAAACAUCAGAAAGUCGUGGAAGGCUAUUAACAAUGUCUCUUCCACUGCGUCUGGUCUUCAGUGGCUGUCGGAAGAAUUCAGUUUAUGCGCUCCUCUUAAAAGCAGCAUUGCUGCUGUCGGCUUCAAGAUCUGGCUUCAGGAGACCUGGGUGAACCUGGCCAUGGUGGACUACCCCUACCAAGCAAACUUUCUGCAGCCACUUCCUCGCUGGCCGAUCCAGGUGGUGUGCAAGUUUCUUGUUUUGGAUCCCGGUGUGUCUGACUACCAGCUGCUGCAUGGUGUCUCCCAAGCAGUAAAGGUCUACUACAACUACACCGGAAGCUCUUCCUGUCUCAACACAUCUCAGACAGCGACCGGCAGCCUGGGUUUACUGGGCUGGUUUUACCAGGCCUGCACAGAGAUGGUGAUGCCCAUGUGCACUGACGGCGUCCACGACAUGUUUGAACCCGAGGAGUGGAACCUGCAGGCCUUUUCUGAUGAGUGCAACGCCAUGUUUGGUGUCAGGCCACGAGCUGACUGGGCAGGCACGGUCUACGGGGCGAAGGACAUCGCCUCUCACAGCAACAUCAUCUUCAGUAACGGAGGACUCGACCCGUGGUCGGCUGGCGGAGUGACUUACAACAUAACAGAUUCUCUGGUUUCCAUCCUGAUUCCUGACGGAGCCCAUCACCUGGACCUCCGCUUCAGCAAUGACCAGGACCCCCCUUCAGUCCGCGCAGCCCGGGCGUUAGAGGUGAUGUAUUUUCGAGAGUGGAUCAGGCAGGCUAAAAGACCUCAAACUGCAUCAGCCCCGUAGUCCCUAAAAGCAGCACAAGUUUACCUGACCUGGAUAUCCAGGAUGUCCAGGGUUGCCUAGCUUUAAUUUGCCUGACACGGUGUGUCACAGGGUGCUCUCUGCAU